AUGGCCACAGUCGUGCCUCCUCCGAGUAAGAGGCAAAAGAUCCUCGCUGCUGAAAAGGCAGAAAAGGCGCUUGAAGAUGCAAUAAUACCCAAACAUUUGGGCAGCGUGAGGGUGCAAUUCGUCGACCAGAGCACGGGGAAGUCGACGGGGCCUGUUGUCGCAGUGCCUGUCAAGGAUGCAACCGUCAAAAAUCUCGAGACGCUCCUCAAUACCAUACAGGGAAAUGAACCUGGCGACCGCCUUCCCUACCGAUUCUUCUUCCGCAACGAUCGUUCUACAGGCUCGGAAUCAGAGCUUCUAGAUGUGCAAACCGAUCUAUACAAUUCUGUCUUGCGACCUGGAUUCAAGAGUACCGAGGACAAUAUCAUUCUCCAGUUCAUCCCUCAAGCUGUCUUUCGCGUGCGUGCUGUCUCCAGAUGUUCUGCCUCGAUAUCUGGACAUGGCGAAGCUAUACUUGCAACAGCCUUUUCCCCCGAGUCUUCCUCCAGAAUGGCUACAGGAAGUGGAGACAACACUGCACGGAUAUGGGACUGCGACACAGGGACACCUCUGCAUACUUUGAAAGGCCAUACGAGUUGGGUCCUUGUGGUAUCGUGGUCCCCUGAUGGCAAGAUUCUUGCGACUGGCAGCAUGGACAACACUAUACGACUCUGGGACCCAAAGACCGGAGAGGCCCUGGGAGGCCCGCUCAAAGGCCACACUAAAUGGAUUACAAGCCUCGCUUGGGAACCUUAUCAUACCCAGGCACCAGGAAAGCCGCGACUAGCAUCAGCCUCCAAAGACGGGACCGUCAGGAUAUGGGAUGUUGUACUUCGGCGCAUUGACGAGAGCCUCUCCGGACACAGGAGCUCCGUCACCUGCGUGCGAUGGGGCGGGCUCAAUCGGAUGUUCACUUCGUCGCAGGACAAGACGAUAAAGAUCUGGAACACAAAAACCUGGAACUGCCUCCACACCCUGUCUUCGCAUACGCACUGGGUGAACCAUUUGGCUCUAUCCACCGACUUUGUACUGCGGACUGCCUAUCACGAUCAUACAGGCAAAGUCCCAGAGACAGUUGAGGAGAAGAUCAAGAAAGCAAAGUCUAGAUUCGCAGAGGCUGCCACGCAAGAAGGCAAAUUGGUGGAGAAGCUCAUAUCCGCUUCAGACGAUAAUACCAUAUUUCUCUGGGAUCCGUCCGCCAUCCCUGCCGACUCGAAUGCUGCAGUGAAACCGAUCGCGCGACUACUCGGGCAUCAGAAACAGGUCUUACACGUUUCAUUUUCUCCCGACGGGCUAUACAUCGCCUCGGCGUCAUUCGACAACAGCGUGAAGCUGUGGAACGCUCGAGAUGGAAAAUUCAUCUCCACUCUCCGUGGCCAUGUUGGCGCCGUGUACAUGGUGGCAUGGUCCAGCGAUUCCAGACUUCUAGCCAGUGCUUCCAAGGACACAACGGUGAAGGUGUGGGAUGUCAAGACAGGGAAACUGAAGGAAGACCUGCCAGGCCACAAGGACGAAGUCUUUGCCCUGGACUGGAGUCAAGAUGGGAAAUGCGUGGCUAGCGGCGGUAAAGAUAAGCAGGUGAAGCUCUGGAAGCAUUGA
This is a messenger RNA of Capronia epimyces CBS 606.96, 1578 nucleotides long. RefSeq lists its product as uncharacterized. The coding region runs from base 1 to 1578 and encodes 525 amino acids. Gene Ontology annotation, biological process: ribosomal large subunit assembly. Gene Ontology annotation, cellular component: nucleolus. NCBI's taxonomy places the organism in Eukaryota, Fungi, Ascomycota, Eurotiomycetes, Chaetothyriales, Herpotrichiellaceae. Gene Ontology annotation, molecular function: protein binding. The transcript is spliced from 2 exons. The record is from RefSeq and is a predicted model, not a curated record.